GUCAGGAUAUUUAUCAAUGUUUUACCGCAAAAGAUUCGUAAUGAAAAUUCACAAAAAUAUUUUAUAUUUAAUUACUCGAUAAAUAUUGAUCAAUAGUUGAAAUGUUUACAGAACUUGUUGCAUUUUACCUUUUUCCUAAUUAAUUAUGCAAUAUUGGUACAAUAAAUAUUCGAUUCGAUGCAGUACUUGAUGAAAUUGAAGGGUAUUUUAUUCGAUACUUUUCCGCUUCAAGAUGUGUUUACACAAAAAAAUAAUUUGAAACUACGAUUUUCAAAAUACAAUGAUUUCAAGUAAAAACUAAAUAAGCAAUGCCACUAUGGCUUCCUAAAAUCAAUGAAUAGAUAUUAUCAAACGAGUUUUGAUAAUAUCUAUUCUUAUCAAACCAUCUGUACAAGUCCAUCGUUCUCAGUUAACAGCUCGUUUUUUCACGAAAAAAAAGCUUUUCGUGCGACUUUCAACGCUUAUACUUAGAUACCUAUCGUGUCACCGAGAGAUAAUCAAAGUUUUAUAAAACGCUCUUGAAACGCUAAAGCUUAAUUAGAUACCAAUGCUUAUGAUUGAGAGCCGUCUUUAAGUGUAUUAACUAUUGGGGUUAUAUUGGAAAAAAUAUUAUCAUUUGAUUAUAAAUUGUAUUUUUAAAAUUUAAAAUUUAUUUGUUCUCAUAAUGGAUUUAUCAUUGAGUGAACCUUGUGUGGAUAUUAAUCUACCAGAAGUUGACUUGAAAGCAUUCGCAUCGAAAGCCAAGGAUUGGAAUUUCUUGCAUGGAGUUAUUAUGAAAUCUAAAAAGGAUUUUAGCGAAGAUCAUGUGCAGAUAGCUCCUUUUCUAUUAUUGCCAUCAAAGUACCCCAAAAAAGAAUUUAAUAAAGCAAAACAAAUACAAACAUCUAUUAAUGCUCUCAUGCAUAAAGUGGCUCACGACUAUGAAUUUCUACAAAGUACCUUAAAAAAUACCAUCGAAGUAGAUUUUUUUACUUCAAAACUCUUUGAUAUUUAUGAAAAAGUCCAUUCCGAAGGAUUUACGCAAUCUAUUAGCUUAGGAUUACUUAGAGCAGACUAUAUGAUGCACAGUACUGAUGGUCAUAAAAUAAAACAAGUUGAAACAAAUAUGAUUUCUUCUAGUUUUGCUGGUCUGAGUGUUCCUAUAACUGAGUAUCAGAGAUUUGCUCUGAAAGAAUUAGGUCAUAUGGAUAAAGUAGCAAAUAUUCCAAAUAAUAAUUCAGCUGAAGGAUUUGCAAUGGGUUUAGUAGAGGCAUGGAAACUUUAUAAUACAAAAGAGUCUGUGAUUAUGAUUGUUGUUGAAGAUAUUGUAUAUAAUAUAUAUGAUCAAAGAGUGAUAGAAUUUUGUGUACACGCCUUAAAUCCAAGUAUAGUUGUGAUCAGAAAAACUUUGAAGGAUUUAAUUGAAACUGCUCGAAUUGGACCUAAUAAAGAAUUACUUGUGAACAAUAUGGAAGUAGCAGUCGUAUAUUAUCGAACUGCCUAUCAAAUUGAAGCUUAUACUUCAGAAAAAGAAUGGUCUGUGAGGCUGCUAAUAGAACGUUCACUUUCUAUUAAAUGUCCAUCAAUACAUUAUCAAUUAGCUGGUACAAAGAAGGUGCAACAACAACUAGCUGUUCCAGGAAUUCUGGAAAAAUUUAUUACAGAUCCCAAAGAAGUAGAUGAAAUUAGAGAUGUAUUUAUGGGUAUUUAUUCAUUAGACUUGAAUGAACAGGGUGACAAAGCAACUGCUAUGGCUCUGAAGAAUCCAAAAAAAUAUGUUUUAAAACCACAAAGAGAAGGUGGUGGUAAUAAUGUUUAUAAUGAAGAAAUAAAACUGCAAUUGGAUAGUAUGAAAACUUCCAAAGAAAGAUCAGCCUGGAUAUUAAUGGAGAGAAUUUUUCCUCCUCUACAAAAAAAUUAUUUAAUCAAGGCCAAUGAAGAAGUGAAAAUGCAAAAUUUUAUUUCAGAACUUGGUAUUUAUGGUGUUAUUAUGGGCAAUGAGAAUCAAAUAUUUUACAAUACUGAAGUUGGACACAUACUUCGUACAAAACCUGCAGAUGCAGAUGAAGGUGGCAUUGUUAGUGGUGCGGGAGCGCUUGAUAAUCCAUACCUUGUUGAUUAAUUGCUUUAUUUUUGU
This is a messenger RNA of Trichogramma pretiosum, 2116 nucleotides long. Its product is annotated as glutathione synthetase-like. Gene Ontology annotation, biological process: glutathione biosynthetic process. Gene Ontology annotation, molecular function: ATP binding; glutathione synthase activity; glutathione binding. The transcript has 11 exons. The record is from RefSeq and is a predicted model, not a curated record. Gene Ontology annotation, cellular component: cytosol. Bases 665 to 2101 code for a protein of 478 amino acids. NCBI's taxonomy places the organism in Eukaryota, Metazoa, Arthropoda, Insecta, Hymenoptera, Trichogrammatidae.